Messenger RNA from Bacillus rossius redtenbacheri, 1533 nucleotides. Its product is annotated as cytochrome P450 4C1-like. The transcript has a single exon. The coding region runs from base 1 to 1533 and encodes 510 amino acids. The record is from RefSeq and is a predicted model, not a curated record. NCBI's taxonomy places the organism in Eukaryota, Metazoa, Arthropoda, Insecta, Phasmatodea, Bacillidae. Gene Ontology annotation, molecular function: heme binding; iron ion binding; monooxygenase activity.
AUGUUUCUUCAGGUAGUGGCCGUGGGGUUGCUAGUGUCUUUUCUGUUCUCGAUCGUGUGUUUCCGCUGCAGUCGACGCUACCGCCUCCUGAGGAAGAUCCCCGGACCCAGAGGUCUGCCGGUCUUGGGGAACAUCGCGGAGGUUUUCACGAUCAGCCGCCGCUUGGUGGAGCGCGGAAGGGAGAUUCGGCAGUCACACGGACCCACAUUCGUCAUGUGGCUCGGACCUUGCCCCAUCGUGUUCGUGUGCGACCCCAGAGAUCUCGAAGUGGUGUUGAACAAGAGCGCCACCCUCUCCAAACCUCGGCCCUACAAGAGCUUGGAGCUGCUCCUCGGCUACAGCCUGAUAACCGCCAACAGGAGCGACUGGAAGAGGUACCACAGGAUCAUAACCCCGGCUUUCGGACUCCCGACUUUGAAGAGCUUCAUCCCGGCCUUCAGCAGGAAGAGCAAGGUCCUGGUGGAAGCGCUGCGGGCCCACGGAGACGGUCAGCCAUUCGACAUGAUGGGGUUCAUGAUGAUGUGCACCCUCGACAUCGUGACGGAGACAAGCCUGGGCACGGACAUGAAUGUGCUGGAGGACAAGAGAGUCGACCUGGUGGAAGGCCUGAGGGUCGCAGAAGACGUGAUUUACCACGCAGCGAUCCAACCGUGGUGCUGGAUACCUGCCCUGAUGAAAAUGACAAAAUCUUACAAAGCAAUGGCAGAUGGCGUCAAAGUCCUUUGGAAUUACACUAACCAGAUCAUUGCCCACAAGCUAGAAAACUGUGAUAAUGCAAACGACCAUCUUAUGUUUGAACCAUCUCGGGGAGACGUCGUCGAACCUGCUGAUGAGGAAAAAAAACGUCCGGGAUUCUUGGAACACGUGAUCUCCUGCAUGAAGGCCGAGAAGAUUUCGCUUAAGAAAGUCGAACUAAGAGAUAACACCAUGACAGUUAUUGUGGGCGGAAUGGGCACCGGAAGCAUAGCAAUGUCGAUCGCCCUGAUGCUGAUGGGUUUGCAUCAGGACGUGCAAUCCAAGGUCGUGGACGAGCUGGAAAAGAUAUUUGAAGGAGACACCGAAAGAGAUGUCACGUACGAAGAUCUCACCCGCAUGGUCUACCUCGAGCAAGUGAUCAAAGAGACCUUGAGACUGUACCCACCCUUGCCCGUCGUCGGCAGAGUGGUCGAAGAGGAGGUGCGCAUCACAGGGUACACUCUGCCGGUGGGCACUAUUGUCGGCAUUCCUAUCCUCUUCACGCAUCGAGACCCGGGAAUUUUCCCUGACCCCGAGAAGUUUGAUCCCGACCGCUUCAGUCCGGAGAACAGUGCCCGACGACACCCGUACAGCUUCGUGCCUUUCCUGGGCGGUCGUCGUAUGUGCAUCGGCAAGAAGUACGCCUACAUGCAGAUGAAGACGAUCCUCUCCACCGUCCUCCGUAGCUACCGGGUUCUUCCGUGUGCCCGCCGAGAAGAAAUGGAGAAACUGCAGUUCAAAAUGACUCUUCACUUGGUCAAUGGCUACGAUGUGAAACUUGUUCCCAGAAAACAAUAG